UAGCGAGAGCCAUCGACCGAGAGAUUCAUUCGUGACAGGACUCAGGUACAGAAGGUUAUACGAGUUUUAUCGCUGCCAUUCACAUUUAAAAUAAUCAUGCCUAUCCCUUCUGAGACCAAACAACUGAGCGAGUCAUGGCAGACGAGGGAAGAACGAGAGACAGAGACCGAAAAGUUGAUAAGGAAAAGUAAAGCACAGCCAUUCAUACCAAUUGGUAUCCUUGGGACAACUGCAGCUAUUGUGUGGGGUGUCAUAGCGUACAGACAUAGAGGACCUAUGAGCACAAGCCGUUACAUCAUGAGGCUGAGAGUUAUCGCCCAAAGCUGUGUGGUUGGAUCUAUAAUGGUUGGCAUGGGCAUCACUGCCUAUCAAGGCAAUUUAUAUGCCAAUGAUGACCAAAAGAAGUAAUAAUGACCUAAGAUCUCCCUGUAGAAAAAUUAUCAGAACAAGAGGUGCAUACAGUGAUGUGGAUUUUCAUGGGAUUGAAAAAGACUAUUUUGUCCAGCACAGAAAACUUGGACAUGAAAAUAUGUACUGUUGAGUUUGCAAUUCAUUUCCGUGUAAACUCUUGUUAAAAAGGUUUAAUCUAUUAUGUGCCUUGGCAAAGCAAAUUUUCAAUAAUAAGUUUUCAGUCAGUGAUUUGGCCUGCA
This is a messenger RNA of Nematostella vectensis (starlet sea anemone), 650 nucleotides long. RefSeq names its product HIG1 domain family member 1A, mitochondrial. Gene Ontology annotation, cellular component: mitochondrion. Bases 97 to 408 code for a protein of 103 amino acids. The transcript has 2 exons. Gene Ontology annotation, biological process: mitochondrial respirasome assembly. The record is from RefSeq and is a predicted model, not a curated record. Lineage: Eukaryota; Metazoa; Cnidaria; Anthozoa; Actiniaria; Edwardsiidae.